Messenger RNA from Camponotus floridanus (Florida carpenter ant), 773 nucleotides. RefSeq names its product homologous-pairing protein 2 homolog. Gene Ontology annotation, biological process: meiotic joint molecule formation; homologous chromosome pairing at meiosis; meiotic strand invasion involved in reciprocal meiotic recombination. Lineage: Eukaryota; Metazoa; Arthropoda; Insecta; Hymenoptera; Formicidae. The transcript is spliced from 3 exons. Gene Ontology annotation, molecular function: recombinase activator activity; double-stranded DNA binding. Gene Ontology annotation, cellular component: DNA recombinase auxiliary factor complex; condensed nuclear chromosome. The coding region runs from base 164 to 766 and encodes 200 amino acids. The record is from RefSeq and is a predicted model, not a curated record.
UUAAAUUACAUUACCGGUGAAUUGAAUGGAGAUUCUUUUGUGAAUUCCGCCAGCAAAUAUCAGCGAACAAAUAAGUAAAACGAGUCGAAUCGACAGAAAGAAAAUAAUUUUCUAUUAUUAAAUACGCUCUUCUUGUAUUUAUCGGAUAUAAUAAGAUAUAAUAAUGGCUGUGGAAGCUGUAUAUAAUUAUAUGAAGACGGAAAAUAAACCUCAUAAUUUGAAUGAUAUACUCGCAAAUUUGGAUAAUAAGUAUAGUAAAACUAUAGUUCAAAAAGCUGUUGAUGAAUUAGUAGUGGAUAAGAAGCUAUUUGAAAAAGUUUAUGGUAAGUAUAAGAUCUAUUGUGUCAUCCAAGAUUCAACAUAUGACACUGAUGAAUCAUUAAGGAUCGACAAAGAAGCACAAAGUCGUGCCAAGGAGAAUAAAUAUCAAGAAAUUUUGAAAGAAAUGAAAGAACAAGAGGCUCUCUUAGCUUCCUUGAAAUCCAGUCUAACAUUGGAAGAUGCACAAAAAGAAAAAGUUACAUUGCAACAAAAUAUAAAACAGUUAACACAUAAAUUAGAUGAAUUGAUAGAAAGUAACAAUACUGUAGACUUGCAUGAUCAUGCAAUAUCUAAACGGAAGGCACAAGAUACUCUGGACGAAUACACACGCACAUAUUUGAAAAGGAAAAAGAUAGUCACUGAGAUAAUAGAUUGCAUUCUGGAUAAUUAUCCUGGUAGUAAAGACAAACUAUACGAUGAAAUAGGCAUAGAUCCAACAACAUAAUAAAUCA